Messenger RNA from Phoenix dactylifera (date palm), 676 nucleotides. NCBI's taxonomy places the organism in Eukaryota, Viridiplantae, Streptophyta, Magnoliopsida, Arecales, Arecaceae. The record is from RefSeq and is a predicted model, not a curated record.
UCCUUCCUCUCUCCCUAUCUGCCUUUCUUCCAACUACCCCCAGUUUGCUCGUAGUAAAGCUCAAGGAAGAGAGAAUGAAGGAGAGAAGGAGGUCAUUGUUAGGAACGACUGCUGCAGUGCUCGUACUUGUUCUGGUAUUGAUGAUCUGCGUGAGCUCUUCUUCACAGUACUCUGUGUGUCAUGGAAAUAAGAGAAGUGGUAGUGGAAGAGGUAGAACAGCGAGGAAGCUGGUUUCUGGGGCAAUUCUAGCUCAGCAGCAGCAGCAGGACAUGAGGUUUGAUGGCACGAUGAAACCCCUCAACCAGGCAGGUGUGAGCUUCAGGAAGAUACCGCCUUCUAGCUCGAAUCCCACCCAGAACAAGUCACGUCCUCGAGUGGAUGGCCCGGGGAACCCGUGAACCGCAUCAGGGAUUGGUGGCUUGCCAUGACAGAGAGAGAGAGGAGUGUAGAGUAGUUCUGUAGUUCUCUUUUGUUUGCUUUUAAUCUUCUGUUCUUGUUUCUUUGCACCUUCUGAGCUUGUAACCUUUUCGCUGCUUUUCCACAAGUUCACUUUACAGAGAGACGAGCGUGGAAAAUGGCUCGCACCUCUUUUCCAGCUUGUCUCGCUAGUUUUGUAGCUGUAGCACGAACAAGCUUCCAUGUACCUAAGAAAGAAGUGAAGGCUUUUGUUCCAUUA